CUCCGCCUCUCUCAAUAAAAAUUUCGACUGCGUCGGGUCUAGGGUUUCCAGAAGAACUUCGAUUUUUUUGCGAUUCAAUCAAAUUUUUCUUUUUUAUCGUGCCAAAUCGAAACAAAAUCUGAACGCUACCCAUCUAUUUCUUACGAUUUGUUUUUGUGUUUUCGUUAAAGAGAGGAGGGGGAAUUUCAGAUCUGAAAUCGAAAGCGAAAUCGAAAAGGGGUUGUGCUUCUUUGUGUAUUGAGGAUGUCUCGGUGCUUCCCAUACCCACCACCUGGCUAUUCGCUGAAUACAGCAGCCAAUAAUGAAGCCUUGAUCGAAUCGAUUAAGCUCCAAAGGGAGAGGGAGAUAGCUAAAGCAGAAAAGAAGGAGAAGAAGAGGGAAAAGAAACAAAAGAAAGGAAAGAGAAGAGAAGAGAAGAAGGCAAAGGAGUCAAGUAAUCCUGGAUUUGACAAGGCCACUCACGAGUCCAAAGGAAUGUACUUGUUUAAAUGUCUAGAAGACGAAGCUGAACAGUUGGAGAGGAGCAAUCUCACUGAGGAACAUGGACAGGCUGUGUGCUCACAGAAUUCCAGCUGCUCAUCUGACAGCACCCAGAAUAGCAAUAAAAGGAAGAGGCCUGCCUCACCUUCACAUGGCAACAUACAGGCACAUGGUAGCAUUAUCCGCAUUCGUUUGUCUAAAAAAGGUGGGCAAGGUGAGAUGUCAACUGCCAAGGAGAAGCAGUUGCGAAAACCAGCCCAAAAAGAUGCAGAAGUUACAGUCAGGACAAUUGCAGAGAGAGCCAAUCCUUUGCAGAAAGCAACCAACAAUCAAUGUUGUCCGUCCCUAUCAGUUUUAGAGCCAAGUCCAUCCACGUCUGGGUGGACAGACUGUGUUGCUGUAGACAAGACGGCAACUGCCUUAUGCUCCAAAGAGCAUGAGAACAGCAUAGAAUUUCAGUACAAGAAUUUGAUAGAGAACUGGCUUCCGCCAAGUCUUCAAACUGAGCAUCUUGGUGUUGACGAUGAAUCGUGGCUGUUCCAAAGAAAACCUAAGCACACACGAGUGGGAGAAAAAAGUGUGGUCAGCAAAGAAGUCAGCAAUGAUUCAACAUGUGGAAGCUCUGCAUUAUGGCCACGGGCGCAAUACAUUCAUGAUGCUGAGUUGUAUGCAUUGCCCUUCACAGUUCCCUUUUGAGUCAUUUCUAACUGUGUAUAGUUAGUUUUUAGCUCGAUAUACUGCGCAGGGAAUUUUGUAGCUCUUCUCUGGGAAGCAGCUGUGGUUUAGCCUGGAGUUUAGGCACACAGAUAAAAACUUUAAUUCUUUUUACUUUCUCCAGCGAGUUACAUCACUUUCUUAGAGUUCUUUGUGCUGGUUGUCUUAUUUUAUGUACUUACUGGCUUUUACUACAGAGCAUUUGUAAAUGAAGUUAAAAAAAAGAAGAGAAAAUAUGGACACAUUUAUUAAGGUUGAGGA
This is a messenger RNA of Nicotiana tabacum (common tobacco), 1455 nucleotides long. The record is from RefSeq and is a predicted model, not a curated record. Lineage: Eukaryota; Viridiplantae; Streptophyta; Magnoliopsida; Solanales; Solanaceae.